Aedes albopictus (Asian tiger mosquito) is the source of this 1274-nucleotide messenger RNA. RefSeq lists its product as uncharacterized. The transcript has 4 exons. The coding region runs from base 1 to 1242 and encodes 413 amino acids. The record is from RefSeq and is a predicted model, not a curated record. Lineage: Eukaryota; Metazoa; Arthropoda; Insecta; Diptera; Culicidae.
AUGUUUGCUUUUCUCCGAGUGGUUCGUGGAAGCCUUAGAUACCGGUGGAUAACCAACAUGAUUCACCGUUGGAUACAAAGAGCCAGCAAUUGUUUCUGGUUGUUGGACUCGUUGUUGCUUCUAGCAGGAAUACGAAGUGAACUGACAUCUCAUUGGGCCAUAGAACGCCCAAUUCGUUAUUUCGUUAACUGCUUAUUCGGCUGUCAGGCCAUCGCCGCUGGUCUUCGUUUAUUUCACGCUCUGGUUCACGACCAAGAGAACUCGUUUCUCAUUGUUUGUGGCUUUCUUGUUGUAAUAUCGUUGAGUUUUACCUUCAUGAAAGUAUUUGCUCUGAAUUGCAUCAGAAAACCGAUAGAUACUUUGCGAAGCUUUAUAAUAAGCGUCCGGAUCAGCUCUGGCGAUAUCCACUUUGAUGAAGUUCAGCAGAACAAUUUCUAUAGAUCUGCUCGUGGUAUGAUGCUAGUCGUCUAUGUCCUGAUUAUCCUCGAUACGGUACUAUUAUCGAUCCCAAAUCACAGCGCAGAAGGAAUUAUAGGAGUACCACCUCAGUUCUCUUGGAUUGGAGGACCCGUUGCGUCCAUCGUAAGCUUCUUACUGGUUUCUCUUUUGGCUGUGGGAUUCUUUCCCAAAUAUCUUAGUAACGUGACGUGUGUUGGAAUACUGCUCAUGGGGAUGCAUGCAAAGCUGAAAAUUGUGGCUUAUCGUUACGACCGAUUGCUGAACGAACCAGUCUUGAACUGUGGUCAAUAUUUCACGCGAAUUGACAGGGAGAUCCGUGGAAUUUUUGUACAGCAGUUGGAAUACUGGAAACACCUUCGCAUUCUGAAGAACGUUGUCGGGAAAACAUUUUUCUUUGUCCAUUAUUAUGCGAUUUUCAGCAUUGGAACAAGCGGUUAUGCAAUUCAAAAAGUAGGGAUUAAUACCUUAUCGAUUGUUUCACUUGCAAGCACACUUAUUUUUCUACUGGAGUACUAUUUGUGGUGCCAUUGGAUCGAUUCCUUACAGGACGUGGCUGACAACAUUGGACGAACCAUUAGUGAGUUAUGUAUCAGGAUGCCGUACAGCCGUGAAUACCAUGCGCAAUAUACUGGAUUAAGGGUAUCUCUGAUGAUAACAUGGAUCAACACCCAACAUGCGUUUACAAUGGACUGUCUGGGAUUGUUUAAAAUAUCAACUUUUGCUUUUACCGAUUUGGUGGACACUGCCUACACGAUGUUGAUGUUUUUGAUUAAUGUAUGUUGAGCGCAUUGAAUAUUGAAUAUAACGAACAGCCA